CGAUUACGAACGUCACCUGUCUGAUUGUAUUUUGGAAUUUUGGUAAUAUUUCGAUCAUAUCUUUCUCAUGAUGAAAUAUUGAACUCAUAGCAAUAAAACCAUGAUGAAUAGUUUUUAUUCAUAGCAUACAUUGUUCAGCUUGCCCUAGAAUACUUUUAUUUCUAGAUAGUUGAAGCAGAGUCCCCUUUUUGUGGUGAACAAAACAUCCAUUAAAAUGCCUCAGAAUGAAGAUAGAAAGAAAGUUCCCAAAGAUUUUUAUUUCCUCAAAAUUGUCGGAGAGGGCAGUUUUAGUACUGUUUAUUUGGCAUUGGAAGCGGAGUCUAAAAAGGAAUAUGCAAUUAAAGUCUUGAAGAAGAGACAAAUAAUUCGUGAGAACAAAAUGGAAUAUGUUAAUAGGGAAAAAAAGUCAUUACUCAAAUUGGGGGGAUCAAAAUAUUUUGUUCAUUUGUAUGCAACUUUCCAAGACUCGGAGCAUCUCUAUUUUGUUUUAUCAUAUGCUAGAAAUGGCGAGCUACUGAACCACCUCAUUCGUCACAAGUCCUUCUGCCUUGAAUGGGUCGAGUUUUAUGCUGCAGAAUUACUUCUUGCCCUCGAAUACAUGAAAUCAAAGCAUAUCAUUCACAGAGAUUUGAAGCCAGAAAAUAUUUUGUUCGAUAGAAACUGGCACAUAUUGGUGACAGAUUUCGGUAGUUCGAAAAUUAUCGGAGAAGAUGACACCGUGCAACAGCCUAAUGACUCUAAUAAUUGUAGACGAAGGAAGAACAGUUUUGUUGGGACUGCUCAGUAUGUGAGUCCGGAAGUGUUGCAUGGUGAGAAACCCUCGUAUAGUGCCGAUCUCUGGGCUUUUGGUUGUAUAAUAUAUCAGAUGAUUGUGGGACAAACUCCCUUCAGAGCGGGGAGUGAAUAUUUAAUUUUCCAAAAGAUAACAAAUUUAGAUUAUGAAUUUCCUGAAGGUUUCGAUGAGACUGCAAGGGACCUCGUGGAAAAAUUGAUAGUUAUAGUUCCUGAAAAUAGACUGGGGGCAAACGAUUCCACUUCCUACUCGAGUAUACGUGAACACUCGUUCUUCAAAAAUACCAACUGGGAUGACCUCGGACCCGCUCCCGCUCUAUCAGAUGGCUGUGAUAAAGAUAAAGAUAAUUUUGUGAUUCCCAAUGGCCUGGAGCCAGGACUCUCGGAUGAAAUUUUAGCUCAGUUGCACCUCAAUAUGCUCUCCUUUCCCUCCGAACCUGAAGUUGUGAUGCACGAACCUCCAGUUCGGAAAAAAUCCGAACCUAAGAGGAGGCUGACCGAUCUUACUCAGGAAGAGAUUGAGGAGCGGUUGAAGCUGCAGAAGGAUGACGAAUAUUCUUCUUUCGUCGAUGGAAAUUUGAUACUGAAACGGGGAAUUUUGGAGAAGAAGAAGGGAACUUUUGGUUUUGCUAGGAAACGUAUGUUUUUGUUGACUUUCGGACCUCAUUUGUACUAUGUCGAUCCUAGCACCAUGACUUUGAAGGGAGAAGUACCUUUUAGCGAGGACAUGAAGACUGAAGCCAAAAAUUUUAAAGUAUUCUAUGUACAUACGCCUAAUAGGAUAUACUAUUUAGAAGAUCCUACAGGAUAUGCACUAGAAUGGUGUAAAGCAAUAGAUGAAGUUGUCACACAUUACUUUCCCAAGAAAAAUUGAUUGAAUCCUUGAAAGUGUUCCGUAUCUCUAGUUUUCAUAAUUUAUUUAUACCAUAUUUAAUUGAUACAUAUUUUUUUUAUUGUAACUUAUUUGAACUUUUGUUGAUGGCUAACAUACCAACAAUUAAAGAGUAUUUAGCCCA
Messenger RNA from Coccinella septempunctata (seven-spotted ladybird), 1808 nucleotides. RefSeq names its product 3-phosphoinositide-dependent protein kinase 1 (gene Pdk1). Gene Ontology annotation, biological process: peptidyl-serine phosphorylation; intracellular signal transduction. The coding region runs from base 215 to 1666 and encodes 483 amino acids. The record is from RefSeq and is a predicted model, not a curated record. Lineage: Eukaryota; Metazoa; Arthropoda; Insecta; Coleoptera; Coccinellidae. Gene Ontology annotation, molecular function: ATP binding; protein serine/threonine kinase activity. The transcript has 4 exons.